Nomia melanderi (Alkali bee) is the source of this 837-nucleotide messenger RNA. RefSeq lists its product as uncharacterized. The record is from RefSeq and is a predicted model, not a curated record. Lineage: Eukaryota; Metazoa; Arthropoda; Insecta; Hymenoptera; Halictidae.
AUGCUACGAGUCGCGUGUCCCCUUGUCCUCUGCUUGCUGCUGUUGCAGCAGGCGUGUUACGCUCGGAAGUUGACAGCAUAUCGUAAUCGGCGGAACGUUCAACUGGAAGAUGCUGACAAUCAUCAAUCGGUCCCUGUCGCGAGUUUCGUUUCGAGUUCAGUCGAUCACGACUCAGGCGAUCUCGCUGUAGCCGCUUCUGGCCAUCACGGUCAUCAUCACGAGUCCGGUGGUGGUGAGAGUCAUCACGCUGAUCACCACGAGGAACACGGCGCGAAGGGGGAGAAAGGCUACAAGAGUCAUCAUCAUCACGACAAGAAUGACAAAGGCGAGCACGAUAAGCAUCAUGAUUCUGGUCACCACGAGGAGCACGGUGGCCAUAAAAAGGGACACCAUGAUGAGCACGAAAAAUAUGGGGAGCAUCACGAGGGCGAGAAGGGACACAAGGGUGGCAAGUUCGGUGAGAAGAAAGGACACAAGAAGGGCCACAAGACUAAAGGAUACCACAAUAAAUUUCACAAAGAUGAGUAUCAUAAAGAGCAUAAGUUUUAUGAUGACUACCAUAAAGGAGGACAUCAUAAGAAACAUGGAGACUUUCACGGACACCAUGAGAAGAAAGAAAGUGGACACAAGAAGGGUGACCAUCAGCAUUCCGAUUAUCACGAAGAUCAUCAUGGCAAGAAAGGUCAUCACGAUAAGGGACAUCUUGAUGAGGAGCACAAGGGUCAUCACGGAAAGCAUGGUCACGAUGAGCAUUACAGUCAUCAUGAUGCUUUCGGCAAGAAGGGCGAGCACCACGGUGGAAAGAAGUUUGGAUACAGUAAGGGGCACAAGGGUUGA